AUGUGCUUACGUUCACCGGUUCACAAGGAGUCUGAAACUUUCAAACUCGAUGUCGAACAUUACAUCUUCGCCUUCAGAGACUUGAACAAUUCAAACUCCAAACCCACUGGCAUCAAACCUAUCGCAUCGUUUACUUGCGAAUUUUCGUCACGCUACCAGAAUCGCAAGAGACCUGUGCCUUUUGAUCGUCGAUAUGUCUCCAUUUCUGGCUUCCUCACAAACGUUAUGCAUAAACCAAAUUCUGAAGACAUCGUUGAGUGUUUUACGGUCUCAAUUGAUCAUAUUGCAUUCUUGGGGCAGCAAGGUACUUCUACAGCUAUUCCGAAUACAUUGGAUAGUCCCUAUAAGACGCCGCGUCGUGGAAAAAGCCUGAUCGACUACAAAUGUGCCAGUAGUCCAUCUACACCAAUUACAACUACCAUCGUUUCACCAGUUUCACCUACCAUGCCAGCCACUCCGACUCCAGCUCAAGGCCCUCCUUGGAAGCACCAACGCGUCGAAGCAGAUCAAUCCUCUGACUCGAACUCAGUUCCUCCUUGGGCCAGGUUUUCUUGGUUUGGACACGAAACCAGAACACAGAACCUUCAAAAACAACUGGCGUCUGCCGAAUAUUCAGCAUGGAUUGCAGAGUUAUGGUCCGUCAAGUCGUUACACAGAAUUCGGAUUAAGAACGCAAUGCAGAGGCGCCCAUUGGCUGCCAGUGACUUUGCACGUUCAUAG
Molecule: messenger RNA, 720 nt
Organism: Laccaria bicolor S238N-H82
Lineage: Eukaryota; Fungi; Basidiomycota; Agaricomycetes; Agaricales; Hydnangiaceae
Exons: 4
Coding region: 1-720 (239 amino acids)
Source: RefSeq, a predicted model, not a curated record